This is a messenger RNA of Drechmeria coniospora, 1095 nucleotides long. RefSeq lists its product as uncharacterized. The transcript is spliced from 4 exons. The record is from RefSeq and is a predicted model, not a curated record. NCBI's taxonomy places the organism in Eukaryota, Fungi, Ascomycota, Sordariomycetes, Hypocreales, Ophiocordycipitaceae. Gene Ontology annotation, molecular function: methyltransferase activity. The coding region runs from base 1 to 1095 and encodes 364 amino acids.
AUGUCGACCCCGAGAUCAUCCAAGAGUCCCAAGAGCGCGCCAAAGUCUUCGCCCCGCGAGCAAGAGGACGGCGCGCAAGCGACAGACCCGACGGCAUAUCCCACCAACACCCAAAUACCCUUUGACCAGCCCGACGACGAUGCCGAUUCCGCCAUUGACGAGGACAGAAGCUUCAUCUCCUCCACCGCCUCCCUGUCGGAGAGCAUCUUUGACUACCGCAGCAUCCAUGGACGCACCUUUCAAAAUUCCAAGACGACCGAGUACUGGGGACCCAACGACGAGCGGCAGAACAAUGGCCUGGAUAUAGCCCACCACUUCAUGGUCAUGCUAAAAAACGACCAGCUGUUCGAGGCACCCCUGCGCCAGCCGUCCAAAGUCCUCGACGUGGGCACCGGCACCGGCAUUUGGGCCAUCGAUAUGGCCGACGCCUACCCCGCCGCCGAGAUCAUCGGCACCGACAUCAGCCCCAUACAGCCAUCCUGGGUGCCCCCAAACUGCGCCUUCCACAUCGAGGACGCCCAGCUCGAGUGGACAUACCACCCGGAAACCUUUGACCUGGUUCACAUCCGCGCUCUCUACGGCAGCAUCGGCGACUGGGGCGAGCUGUACCGGCAAGCCUACAGGGCCCUCGUACCCGGUGGUUGGCUGGAGGACAUGGAGAUCAACAUACAGCUGCACAGCGACGUACCCGAGGUGCGAGACGACCCGGAUCACAUCUUCAAGCGUUGGGCCCGCGUCUUUUGGGAAGCGACGGAUCUCAUGGGCAAGACGCUGCGCAUCGCGAACGGCUCCAACAUGCGUGACCUCGUCACCGACGCCGGUUUCACCAACGUUGCCGAGAAAUCAUAUCAGGUACCCGUCGGCGCCUGGAGCAACGACCAGAGGAUGAAACGGAUCGGCGCGUACAAUCUUGCCUUUAUGGAGGAGAGCCUCGAGGGGUUCGCCUUGUUCAUGCUGAAGGAAGUCCUGGGCUGGGAGUACACGACGGUGCAGCUUUUCGUUAUGGAGAUGCGAAGAGCCAUUCGGAGUUCGAGAAUACGACCCUUCUACCUGAUAACAAACAUCGUUGCGCAAAGACCCGAGAUGGAAGCGUAG